UCAACCGGCGUGACUUGUUAUUGAAUAUUGAUUUUAUUUAUAUCUUAAGUAUUUUUGAAACAUUUUUCUCAAACUAAGAAAUGUAAGGCAUUCUUUUUAAACUAUUCAUUACAAGCCAUGUCAGCAAAUGGUAAUGGCGGUAACUAUGCACCUCUCAAGCAAUUACUGUCGGAUUCAGAAUCUGAAGAUGAUCAGAAGUUAGAAAAUGCCGUACGCAUCCAGGCUUCGGAUAGCUGUAAUAAUUUGGAUUACAAUAGUGGAUUGCAGUCGUCAAAGAAUUACAGUAUGAGUGAUAUGGAUGAGUACAAUUCAAAUGAAAAAACAGUAGAAAGCACUAUGGAUAAUGUAAGCUUCUUACAAUCCGAUAUGUCAAAUAAAAUGUCUUUUUCACGACGCUGCGCAUUUAUCGCAUCAAUAUUUGUUUGCGUCUUUACCAUAAUAAUAUUUCUUUGGGGUAUCCCGUGCUCCGACGUCGGCAGUUGUAUUAAUAAUGAGUGGCAAGAUAAAACUACGAGCUGGGAGAUUCCCUACGACGAAAUAGAGUUGUCCGGAGCGGUUCAGGUCGUAGACGGAGCUAUACCUAAUACAAAAAAUCUUAUAUUCAUAUAUCGCGGUAAUCAUAUGAAAGAGGAAAAAAACAAUAAUGACAAUGUGAAUGGAGUUUUAUUGAUUGUAGGUAACACUGGUAAAGUCGGCUGGUAUACAAGAGAAACUAGAAUUCCAACUGAAAUAGACUGUCAUCUUAUUGAUGUAAAUCGCGAUAAGCAGAAAGAUUGCAUUGUGUCAGGUUCAGAGGGACUGCUUGCUGCUCUCAACCCCUUGUCAGGGACAUACUAUUGGUAUAUACUUAAACAAGGUAAAAUAUUCAGUGAUAUUGCAGCAAUUGAUUUUCCAAUAGUAAUAAAAGAUAUGGACAAGGAUAAGGUCUAUGACCUUCUGACUGUCGCCACCAUGUAUCCCAAUGCCAAUCAUAAUUCAUUGUUGAUAAUAUCUGGAGCAACAGGUAAUAUCAUCGGCGAUCCAAUGACCGUUCAUGAUUGUCUAGUGAUCAAACUCUUGACAGAGUCUGAUGGUAUCACAUAUCUUUGCAAAAAUGGAACAUCUGAAGCUGUUCGGCAGAUAACAUAUCCCUGGCUAUAUAGAAAGCUAUUGAAGCUAGAUCAGUCAACAAACCAUUCAGUUCCCAUAUCUAUGGUUUCAAAGAGGGUAAACAUCAGCUUAAAAAAGAGUAUGAGCAGCGCAAAUAAUUGGGAAAUAUAUACAAAUGGGCCUGGGAAACUUAUUGUUGAAAAUUCCGGGGACUGUCCUAACUCAUGUAGAGUUAAUCUAAAAUUAUUGCUUGAGAAAAAUGGAACAACAAAUGUAAGUUGGGAGUAUUCUGCAAAUCACGUAUAUGCCAUGAAGCCAAGUUCAUUUGCCUUUGCAAACUCUAUUAGGGGUUUUGUCUUGAAAUUAUGACAGUGGAACAGUGCACACUUAGCAAAGGGUGCACUUAAAAUUGAUGAAGUAAGAUACAAUGUACAAAACCAAAGCCCAAAGAAUACAUAUGAUAUCUUUUAUUACCGACCAACGAUAAAUGUUGCUUCUAUUUCAUCUUUUA
Molecule: messenger RNA, 1600 nt
Organism: Vanessa atalanta (red admiral)
Lineage: Eukaryota; Metazoa; Arthropoda; Insecta; Lepidoptera; Nymphalidae
Product: protein FAM234A
Exons: 1
Coding region: 118-1458 (446 amino acids)
Source: RefSeq, a predicted model, not a curated record